AUUCCGGGCCCUUAAGCGGGCCUAAUUUUCUCUUGUGAGGGAUGCAACUUUUUCAUCACUCAUACCGUAUUUCACCAUCCAAAAAAUACUAGAUCAAAAUCGUGUGUUGAAGCUAAUGUAAUUUAGGAUCAUCAGAUAAAACCACAGCUGUACUGCUUUCAUUUUUUGCCUCCGCACAUCUGGGUGAUGUACAGUAAUAAAACGGGUAAUUAAAUGAAUUUUUUUUUCGAAAUUUACUGGGGGGUGGCGUUCGUUUAGAUAUGAUCAACAUGCUGUCACGCAGCUAGCUACGCUGACCAGUGAGUGUGUGUAGUGGGUGUAUCCAUUUUCCCCGUUUUCAGCAACGUGGGUGUAUGUGAGGCGAAAUGGUGGAAUGGGAUUGUGUGGUUGUGGGGGCUGGUAUUGAGGGCUCGUCUACUGCUUAUCAACUUGCCCUUAAAGGUUGCAAAACACUCCUGAUUGAGCAGUUUCCCCUCGGACAUAGCAGAGGCAGCUCCCACGGUCACUCUCGCAUCACCCGCUAUGCCUACGUUCAGAAACACUUCUCUGAGAUGAUGCCAGAAUGCUUCAGGAUUUGGGCUCAGCUGGAACGAGACAGCAACACCAAGCUCUACAGAAGAGAGGGCUUGCUGGUCAUUGAUGAGCCACCCUACAGUAAUCUUAACAAGGUUAAAGGAGCACUGGACAGCAUAAACCACAAGUACACUGCGUUGACAUCAUCGGAGAUAUGCCGUAAAUACCCUGGAGUUUCUGUAGCGCCGGAUACCAAAGGCAUCAUAGAGCACGAUGGGGGUAUUCUACUGGCUGAUAGCUGUUUGAGAGCCAUGCAGACACAGUUUCUAAAGCAUGGUGGCACAAUCAGAGACUCGGAGAAGGUCCUUCAGGUCAUACCCGGUGACAUUGUCACCAUAGUGACAAACAAAGGACGACAUCAAGCCAAGAAUGUUGUACUGACACCGGGACCAUGGGCUUCCAAGUUGCUGAGACCACUUGGGCUUGAUCCUCCACUAAAAGUGUGGAGAUUAGAUGUGUGCUACUGGCAAGAGAAGAUACCGGGCCAGUUUGAUAAUUUCCCUGUAUUCAUUGCGUAUGGAACAGGAAACCAUUGCUAUGCACUACCAAGUGAAGAAUACCCUGGACUUGUGAAGGUGUGCGAUCACACUGAGCAUGAACUAAUAGACCCUGACGCUAGGGACGCACCUUCCAGUGACCAUCAGCUCAGAGAGGCAUUAAUCAAGAAGUUCAUUCAGAAAUUCUUUCCUGGCUUACAUGAUACACCCGCUAUCGUGGAGAGGUGUAUCUAUUCGUUUACGCCAGAUGAGAGUUUUUAUCUGGACACUCAUCCCAACUAUCCUAAUAUAGUUAUAGGCUGCGGUUUUUCAGGUCAUGGUUUCAAGCUGUCUCCGGUUGUUGGUAAAGUACUCAGCGAAUUAGUAACGGGAACAAAGCCAAGCUACGAUCUCUCAAUGUUCAGACUGUCUCGAUUCCCCAACGGCCCACUGGCUAAGCUUUAGAUGACUGGUGCCACGAUAUGCCUUAAAAGGCACUGGCCACUAUUGGUAAUUACUCAAAAUAAUUGUUAGCAUAAAAACUGACUCGGUACAAGUAAUGGAUAGCUGGUGGUAGUAUAGAACUUUGUAAUCUGUACAACUUCACCAAACUUGCCAUCCCUCUUUGCUGAACCAAAAUAUAUAAAAAUAAUCCCAUCCAUGUGUACACUGAUGUGUUUAAGAACUCUUAAUUUUUAAAUGCAAGUACUAAUUUUUAUUUACACCAAAGAUACUCACUGGCUCUAUAGAUGUUGUGACCUCUGACGUCAGUCAAAAACCAUAACAUGAUUCAUGCGCAUACCGCCGGCCAAAACCUUUGUGUUUUGGC
Messenger RNA from Asterias rubens (European starfish), 1878 nucleotides. Its product is annotated as peroxisomal sarcosine oxidase-like. The transcript has 8 exons. Gene Ontology annotation, cellular component: peroxisome. Lineage: Eukaryota; Metazoa; Echinodermata; Asteroidea; Forcipulatida; Asteriidae. Gene Ontology annotation, molecular function: flavin adenine dinucleotide binding; sarcosine oxidase activity; L-pipecolate oxidase activity. Bases 366 to 1514 code for a protein of 382 amino acids. The record is from RefSeq and is a predicted model, not a curated record.